Molecule: messenger RNA, 875 nt
Organism: Lonchura striata (white-rumped munia)
Lineage: Eukaryota; Metazoa; Chordata; Aves; Passeriformes; Estrildidae
Source: RefSeq, a predicted model, not a curated record
CGCCCCUUCGCAAAGGAAGGGGGGGGAGGGGGGGGGGGAACGACGCGACAACACCGAAACGUCUCCCCAGGAAAAUUAAAAAAAUCAAAAACGCCGCCAAAAACGCCUCCAAACCUUCACCGAAACCACCCGAGCCGACGGGAGAAACCCAAAUCAAAUAGAAACGGCAAAAAAAAAAACCAAAAAACCCAUCGAAAAAUCGGAUUUCUAAAAGUUUUCGAAGCGAUUAUGGAGAAACCCGGCAGAACGGAUUGCCCGGCGUUACCGCCCGGCUGGAAGAAGGAAGAAGUGAUCCGAAAAUCCGGUUUAAGCGCGGGGAAAAGCGAUGUUUAUUAUUUUAGCCCGAGUGGGAAGAAAUUCCGCAGCAAACCGCAGCUGGCUCGGUACCUGGGGAACUCGGUGGACCUGAGCUCCUUUGAUUUCCGCACGGGGAAGAUGAUGCCCAGCAAGCUGCAGAAGAACAAACAGAAACUGCGCAACGACGCCCUCAACCCCAACAAGGUUUGCUCCAAAAAUUCCAAUUCUUUAUCAUUUCUUUUUUGGGAGAAGCGGCUGCAGGGCCUGAGCGCUUCAGACGUGAGUGAAGAAAUCAUCAAAUGCAUGGAGCUGCCCAAAGGGCUUCAAGGAGUCGGCCCCGGAGCCAGCACGGAGUCGUUGCUUUCGGCCGUGGCCAGCGCCCUGCACAGCGGCUCCGCUCCCAUCACGGGGCAGAACUCGGCGGCCGUGGAGAAAAAUCCGGGAAUUUGGCUCAACACGUCCCAACCCCUCUGCAGGGCCUUCGUGGUCACCGACGACGACAUCCGGUGAGUCCCAAAAUUGCAUUUUUUACACCCAAAAAAUUCCACACUUUUCACUGAACAUGUCGGUUUUUACCC